Messenger RNA from Suhomyces tanzawaensis NRRL Y-17324, 488 nucleotides. RefSeq lists its product as uncharacterized. NCBI's taxonomy places the organism in Eukaryota, Fungi, Ascomycota, Pichiomycetes, Serinales, Debaryomycetaceae. The annotation marks the transcript as partial. The record is from RefSeq and is a predicted model, not a curated record. The transcript has a single exon.
CUGUCUAUAGCCCGAACAUGGCCUUAGCGAGUGACCUAUUUAUUGAUGCAAUAUUUACAGGUGCUUUUGCCACUCGAUCCCGCCUUUCAUUUUCUGGUCCAGGGUCAUUUCUGGGUCGGACCCGUAUCUGUUCAGUUACAAUCGUAGGGCAUUAUGUUCAGGAUGUUAUUUUCUAAAGCCACAUAAUACAGAGUUAGUCUAAGUGAAUUAAGAUAAUAGUUCAUGGGAAAUAAUAAUAGAAUGAAAUCUCUAGUAAUAUGUACCCUUAUUCGUAUUUGCAAAAUACUUCAGCGUCAGACUGUACUUAGGAGACAGGAUGCCACUACCAAUCUGCGGCCGGACCGGACGGAGACUAUUGCUCCGCGUUAGAGUCGCGCGGGCUUCCUUAUAUGUGCGUCAACAUGCAUAUGCGCUACUGCUCCACAAUAAGGAUCUACGGGAACCUGUAGAAAAUCGGUAUCGUUCUAUGGCAAGCACUAUUAAUCGUC